AUGGCCACUAGUGUUCAAGUCCCCACCAAACUCAGCGCUCCAAAAAAGACUGCAACGGAGACCGAGGACAGAGCGGCUGGAGACCAGAAAAGGCGGCCAUCGUCAUCCUCGGCCAAGCAGCCCCACACAAGGCCGAAGACCCUGAACAUGUCCCAUCACGAGACGAAGCAGCAGACAGAGAUGCUACGCGAGAGACUGGGAGAUGUGGAAAGCAGAAAAGAUACGCAGCAACGUGCAGAUAAAAUGCAGCAACAACCCCAGGCGUCCCCCGUCUACUCCCAGGUGGUAACCACUAGGCUGAAUCGGUGCGAUGAAUCGGAAGGAGAAAUGCGCCGUAUAGAUGCACUGCUAAAUACUCUAGAAGACAAGUUGGUGAGUAAGCAUACUUGCCGUUUGAGUCACAAAAAACGAUGUAGUAUGGUGCUUGUUGACUGGUUCUCUUUUAUACCCCUCACCACUUGUCAAUGA
Messenger RNA from Dibothriocephalus latus, 468 nucleotides. NCBI's taxonomy places the organism in Eukaryota, Metazoa, Platyhelminthes, Cestoda, Diphyllobothriidea, Diphyllobothriidae. The record is from the annotation of a GenBank genome assembly.